Balearica regulorum gibbericeps (East African grey crowned-crane) is the source of this 1642-nucleotide messenger RNA. Lineage: Eukaryota; Metazoa; Chordata; Aves; Gruiformes; Gruidae. The record is from RefSeq and is a predicted model, not a curated record.
AUGUUCUACUGUUUAGAUGCCCAACCUACAGAAUCUGAAAAGGAAAUUUAUAAUCAGGUGAAUGUAGUGUUAAAGGAUGCAGAAGGAAUACUGGAAGACUUGCAGUCAUAUAGAGGAGCUGGCCAUGAAAUACGAGAGGCAAUACAGCAUCCCAAUGAUGAGAAGCUGCAAGAGAAGGCAUGGGGUGCAGUUGUUCCACUAGUAGGCAAACUAAAGAAAUUCUAUGAAUUUUCUCAAAGACUAGAGGCAGGAUUGCGAGGUCUGUUGGGAGCCUUGACAAGCACUCCAUAUUCACCAACACAACACCUGGAGCGAGAGCAGGCUCUUGCUAAGCAGUUUGCAGAAAUUCUUCACUUUACACUCCGUUUUGAUGAGCUCAAGAUGACAAAUCCUGCUAUACAGAAUGACUUCAGCUACUAUAGAAGAACUCUGAGCCGUAUGAGGAUUAACAAUGUCCCAGCAGAGGGGGAAAAUGAAGUAAAUAAUGAGUUGGCAAACAGAAUGUCUUUAUUUUAUGCUGAAGCAACGCCAAUGUUGAAAACCUUAAGUGAUGCUACAACAAAGUUUGUGUCAGAGAAUAAAAAUUUACCAAUAGAGAAUACUACAGAUUGCUUAAGCACCAUGGCUAGUGUGUGCAGGGUCAUGCUGGAAACCCCUGAAUAUAGAAGCAGGUUUACGAAUGAGGAAACAGUGUCAUUCUGUCUGAGGGUAAUGGUGGGUGUCAUCAUACUCUAUGACCAUGUGCAUCCGGUGGGCGCUUUUGCCAAAACUUCAAAAAUUGAUAUGAAAGGAUGCAUCAAAGUUCUUAAAGACCAGCCUCCUAACAGUGUAGAAGGCCUUCUAAAUGCUCUCAGGUACACAACAAAGCAUUUGAAUGAUGAGACUACCUCCAAGCAAAUUAAAUCCAUGUUGCAAUAACAAUUACCUGGAAUUCGCACCUGCUGUAGACAGUAUUCUGCAAUGACUGAGAUGCACAGAUUUUUUUUAGUGAUUGCAACUACUAUCUUGUUCAUUCUUGCUUUUUAUUUUCUCUCUUCCUGUUUACCCUUUUUUUUAAUCACUUUCUUGUUCUUAAGUAAGCUCAGACUUCUUUUCUGUGCCAAAUCAAUGAAAAUUGUCAAUUCUGGAAAGUAUUUCAGCUUUUCAGAAUAGCCAUCCUAAGUGGCAGCUAAUUAUGCGUUGCAUUUGGAUUUCUCUGUACUGGGGAAAGAUUUGUGACUUGAACUAAAUAUUUUUAAACUUGUGGUUUUUUUUCUUUUUUUGAAAAACUAAUAUUUAAUAUUGCUUCUUCUGCAUGGCAAGACUGCCUACUUCUGCUAUUUAAAAAUCCCUUGAUGACUUCAUUUUCUAUUGCAGCUUAUUUUCAUGCAACCAUGAGGAAACUAAAAGCGGAUUUGUUUAAAUUAACUGUGUUUGUACAAAAUGGUACCCAACACAAAGUUUUUUUUAAAUGAGUAAAAACUGUUUUGUUUAAAAGUUACGUUUGCAUUUUGACUCUUUUUUGUAAGGAUGUAUGUUGUAUGUUUAACCUUUAAUAACUAACGUUAAACUGUGGUGUGUGCGUAGCAAAAUUACGUAUGCAUGUUCAUGUCAAAUGAUUGGCUGUGGAUAAGAUAAUAAAAUCAGCUUUCAUUUUUCUAAG